ACCACAAAUAAGAAAGGGAACCUCAGGCCAGACCAAAAGGAAUUACAUCACAUUGAAAAGAACCGGAGCCAGGGACGGGAUCACAGCACAACUGUGGAGUCAGGAUGCAGUGUGCUCUGCUACUGGUUCUCAUAGGCUGGGGCGUUCUGGCCCAGGGGGACUGGAUCCAGACCACCACCAUGUGUGGUACACAUUGCUCUCAGGGGCUGCACUGCAAAGCAAAACAGCACUUCCCAAUCUUCUUGGCUCCUUGUAAGACAGCACCAGUGCUCAUCAACAGCAGUGUUUUUCACCACCUGAACGUCUCCACGGUGAUGAAGUGUGAACAGAAGCAGAAGUGCUCUCUGCAUCUCAAAGUUACGGCCACUGUACAAAUCAAUGAACUCCUGCGCGGCGUUUCCGUGUGCACAGACUCCGCUGGGAUGCUGGAGCACUGCAGGGUCGUGACCUUCCCCAAAACGGACAGAGCAAGGCUGGCAGGACAGCUGGUGGAGGUGCAGGAUGAUUGCUUUGAAGUGAGCCCCAGCCAGAAUGUCAAUGUAAUGCUGAAGACUUUCCCUGAAUACUGUGAUAUGAGCCGGGUUCAAGUGUACCGUGUUCAAGGCUGUGACAAUGCAGACUUAAGGAGCCAUGUCCCAUCAUGCAUCACUGGGAAGAUAGCAUAUGCUGUGGACAUGGACAAGCAGGAGAUAUCUGUGGGAGUCUCCGACAUCCUCGAGGACAGAAGUUAUCACCUGAGACUGUGCCGUCGAUGGGACAUCUGCAGUGGGACUGAGGCCUACACACUGCUGAAAAGGGAGGACCCCUACAAGAAUGCCACACUUCAUUUCUCCUCUCCUCUGCCUUGUCUGUGCAUUGAGGGUUGGUCAUCCGUGGUCGAUGCUCCUAGAGUUCAGGUCUGCCCGUUCAAAGACCGCACAGAGGAGCUGUGGUCAGGAGUGACCUUUGACUCAGAGAGGGAGGCGUUGUCCUGGGAGCCAGGGUGUCCAGUCAAGGCAGUGAUCUCACUAUGCCAGAGAAAGGGAGAGAGUAUCUGUGAGGAUCUGCCCAAUUCCACUCAGGUCAUUGGCAGAAGGAAGGUGACAUACGCUAAAGUGGAUCCACACCCAACGCUGUGCAUGAAGUUCACUACUGAUGCAAGAUCCUGGAUUAAAUGUCCAUUUGCUGAUGGGCAUUUCCCUGUCUGGGACCUAACGAUAACAGCUGGACAAGGCCCGCCCCAAGCUGCCCUGACAUCUCGGAUCAAUACCGAGCUUUCCCUGCAAGUGUGCCAGAAAGACCAACCCUCGGAGUGCCAGGAUGUCACCUCUGUAACUGUGGAGAAGAUGAGCCCAGUGCCUGUCAACCUAACGGGAGAUGUAUGCCAGUCCAACGUCUGCAUCCGUGUAAAGAGGGCUGAUGUGCAGUUUUCCACCCACGUUCUUCAGUGCCACUUCCAAUGCACCAGGAAUGGACAGCGCCUCUGCAGGGCUGACUGGGUAUUCGUGACGGCCUUCACCUAUGUGACUUUGAUGAUCGUCGCGGGGCUAGCAGGAAACAUCAUGCUAACAGUUUAUCAGAAGAGACGUGCAAGCAGAAAACAAACCAGCUAUCACCAGUGUGAGCAUACUGCAGAGAUGCAACCUACUGAGGUCACUCUCCUUGCCGCUGACAGUGAGGACCACGCCCAACAGUCUAGCAGGGAUCUGGAAAAAUUACUGCUUGGAUUUGAUGCGUCUGUUACAUUUUCUGACUCGGUUAAAGACCAGCAGGCCCUCACUGUGAGACCCCAGCAGGCUUGCGGAGGUUCUCUGGUGGUUGAAAAGUUCACGUCCUAAUCUGAGCCAGCUUGCUGAUGGUCAUUACUGAAGGACGAAGGUUUCUAUGCAAAAGCAGGCCCAGGCUACGGUGAAAGUGCUCAGAGUCACGUAUGACCGCCCAACCAUGACGCCCCCCAGGGUGCCUCCUUGCCUGAUGCCCAUCCCUCUGGAACAACAUGGAGAACUUCUUGCCUUUAUCCAUAGCCUUGACCGCAAGGCCCCAUAACAACUCUUCCAGUUCCAACACAUUUGAAGCCUUUUAUCAAAACUUCAAAGCCGAUUUAUAUGUGAAUUUACUGUGUGCUGACUGUCUGUGGUAAAGUAUGUAAAGCAUUAGGUUUUUAAAGAGAAUUUAAAGAAGUGUUUUCCACAUCACAGGUGCUUUGCUCUACUACACUUCAACAUCCAGGCUGCCUUGUCUUCAUGAGCCUUCCAUAAUGUAGCAUGUGUUUAUGUCUUAAGUUAUCAGUGCUAAAAAUUCUAUCACUGUAAUAUAUAAUGUGUGUAUAAAUUAUAAUUUUAUUGUGUUAUGUACAGUAUAUGUCAUAUUAUUUAUUUAGUGAAUGGAUGCUCCAGGAUGCAUUACAUAGGUAAUGGGAUGACAUGCUCAGGAGGUAAGAGUGGUCGGGUGUGUCGAAGUGUCCCUGAGCAAGACACCGAACCAUCAAUUGCUCCCGACAAGCUGAUUGGUACCUUGCAUGGCAGGCAGUCGCCGUUGGUGUGUGAGUGUAUGUGAAUGGGUGAAUGAGAGGCAUCAAUUGUUUGUCUAGGUAGGUAAUUUGAGUAGGAUAUGUAUUAUAACAGCUAGAAACUGAGCCGUCACACGGCCAAACCCACCACUGUUCUGAAUGUUGCAUUAUACAGUUUGAGCUGUACUUGCCCUGCAAUGAAUAUUAUAUUUGAUGUGUUACAGUUGCAUUUUCAAUUGUGUCUUUCUGAUUAAAAGAGAGUUUCAUUUCA
Molecule: messenger RNA, 2759 nt
Organism: Conger conger (European conger)
Lineage: Eukaryota; Metazoa; Chordata; Actinopteri; Anguilliformes; Congridae
Gene: il17rel
Product: interleukin 17 receptor E-like
Exons: 18
Coding region: 105-1817 (570 amino acids)
Molecular function (GO): interleukin-17 receptor activity
Source: RefSeq, a predicted model, not a curated record